Pelobates cultripes (western spadefoot toad) is the source of this 252-nucleotide messenger RNA. The record is from the annotation of a GenBank genome assembly. Lineage: Eukaryota; Metazoa; Chordata; Amphibia; Anura; Pelobatidae.
AUGCGCAUAGCAACAUCCUAUUUGCGCAGGCAUACUAUGUGUGCCGUGCAUGCGCGUAGUAACAUCCCGCUCGCGCAAGCGCAUAACGGCAAACUGCCGCGCAUGCGCAUAGCAACAUCCCAUAUGCGCAGUCAUACUAUAAUGAGUGCCGCGCGUAGUAACAUCCCGCUCGCACAUGCGCAUAACGGCAAACUGCCGCGCAUGCACAUAGCAACACCAUACCUGCGCAGGCGCAAUACUAAAACAAACUGA